Molecule: messenger RNA, 915 nt
Organism: Maudiozyma barnettii
Lineage: Eukaryota; Fungi; Ascomycota; Saccharomycetes; Saccharomycetales; Saccharomycetaceae
Gene: SEC14
Product: phosphatidylinositol/phosphatidylcholine transfer protein SEC14
Exons: 2
Coding region: 1-915 (304 amino acids)
Source: RefSeq, a predicted model, not a curated record
AUGGUUAGCGCUCAAGAACAAGAAUUGUUAGACUCAUAUCCACAAAAAUGUCAAGAAGGUUCUCUACCUGGUACUCCAGGUAAUUUAGAACCAGAACAAAAGACCGCUUUAGAAGAAUUCAGAAAGGCCUUAGAAGAUGCUGGUUUUGAUGAACGUCUGGAUGAUGCUACUCUAUUACGUUUCUUAAGAGCAAGAAAAUUCGAUAUUGCUUUAGCCAAAGAAAUGUUUGAAAAUUGUGAAAAAUGGAGAAAAGAAUAUGGUACUAACACUAUCUUAACCGAUUUCCAUUAUGAUGAAAAGCCUCUUGUUGCUAAAUUCUACCCACAAUAUUAUCAUAAGACUGAUAAAGAUGGUCGUCCAUGUUAUUUUGAAGAACUGGGCGCUGUCAAUUUACCAGAAAUGAUUAAGAUCACUACUGAAGAACGUAUGUUGAAGAAUUUGGUUUGGGAAUAUGAAUCUGUCGCUAAAUACAGAGUCCCAGCUUGUUCUAGAGCAGCUGGUUAUUUGGUCGAAACCUCCUGUACAAUCAUGGAUCUAAAAGGUAUCUCCAUCUCUAGUGCUUACAGUGUCUUAAACUACGUUAGAGAAGCUUCUUACAUCAGUCAGAACUUCUACCCAGAACGUAUGGGUAAGUUCUACAUGAUCAAUGCUCCAUUUGGGUUCUCUACUGCUUUCAGAUUGUUUAAACCAUUUUUGGAUCCUGUUACCGUCUCAAAGAUUUUCAUCUUAAGUUCUUCUUAUCAAAAGGAAUUGUUGAAACAAAUCCCUGCUGAAAACUUACCAACUAAAUUUGGUGGUAAAUCCGAAGUCGACGAGGCUACUGGUGGGUUAUAUUUGUCUGAUAUCGGUCCAUGGAGAGAUCAAAAAUAUAUUGGCCCAGAAGGUGAAGCUCCAGAAGUCUUCUCUAUGAAAUAG